AUGACACCCAUUGAGACUGACGAAGAUGUCAAGUCGAUGUUUCAAUGUCAUAUAACAUUAUCUCAAUUACCCACCAUUGAGAUAUACGUUCGUCUAGUCGAAAAUCUUGAAGAACAACCGAGUCACAAUGAAAAUCUUGAAGAACAACCGACUCACAAUGAAAAUCUCUGUUAUCCAACGCAAUUUGUACAGUCACACGAGUACGGAAUGAGUCAAGUCAUUGACGAAGAACCGACUCAAAAUAAUGAACCUUUCAUACCAAAUGAAGAGGUAGGCGAGAAUAGUGAGGAUGAUCUUGAGGAGGUUCGAUUUGAAGAUCUAUUUGGUGUUAGCGAUGAUGAUGGCAAUGAAGACAUCUUCGACACACCGACCGUUGCACUAAGAGUGCAACCAAUUAGUUUGUACAACCCACCCGUGCACAUGCAAAACAUAAGUUUGGAUGAUGCUGAACCAAUCUCCGUUUUUGGAAGUUUCAUACCAACUCACAAUGCUGACGAAAUAGAGGAGGGCAUCGAGUAUGAAAAUAAGGAAGAGUGUGUUCUGGUGUUGCAACAAUGGCAUAUAAAACGUAGUCUAGAUUUUUCUGUGGUUAAAUCUGAUAAUGUACGUUUUGUCAUCAAAUGUAGAAAUUCAACAUGCAAUUUCAAAUGCAGGGUCUCUUUGCGUAAGGGCAACUCAAGGUGGAGAGUUGGUAAGUCUGGUGGGCCUCAUACGUGCAUAACCACUUCCAUGUCACAAGACCAUACAAAACUCAGUUCAGAAAUGAUUAGUAAGAUCAUAAUGGAGCUUGUAAAUCAGGACACUUCCAUUAAGGUGAAGGUUAUCAUCGCUCAUGUUGCUGAGAAAUACAGGUAUAUCAUAUCCUACAAAAAGGCACGGAUUGCAAAGUGUAAGGCAAUUAAGUCGCUGUAUGGAAAUUGGGAGACAUCUUACAACGAUCAGCCGUAG
This is a messenger RNA of Lathyrus oleraceus (garden pea), 948 nucleotides long. RefSeq lists its product as uncharacterized. Bases 1 to 948 code for a protein of 315 amino acids. Lineage: Eukaryota; Viridiplantae; Streptophyta; Magnoliopsida; Fabales; Fabaceae. The transcript has a single exon. The record is from RefSeq and is a predicted model, not a curated record.